Messenger RNA from Triticum urartu, 853 nucleotides. RefSeq names its product Mitochondrial import inner membrane translocase subunit Tim17/Tim22/Tim23 family protein (gene ATOEP16-2). Lineage: Eukaryota; Viridiplantae; Streptophyta; Magnoliopsida; Poales; Poaceae. Gene Ontology annotation, cellular component: chloroplast outer membrane. The record is from RefSeq and is a predicted model, not a curated record. Gene Ontology annotation, molecular function: amino acid transmembrane transporter activity.
ACUCCACCGCUCGGCACCUCUCUAUCGCAUCGCCAGUGCAGCACGCAGUCCAUAGCAAGCAAGAGAAGAGAGAAGACCGGCUGUGAGGGAGAGAUGGGCAGCAGGCUUGACGCGCGCACGCUCAAGGACGAGGUGGCGAGCAUGGACCGGCGCCCGCUCCUCGACCUCGGCCACCCGCUGCUCAACCGCGUCGCCGACAGCUUCAUCCGCGCCGCCGGAGUCGGAGCGGCAAGGGCUGUGUCGCGGGAGGCAUACUUCGUCGCCGUCGAAGGGAUGGGAGGAGACUCGACGGGGCUGGACAGCACCGCCAAGAGGAACCAUUUCUCGAGCGCCAGAGGGGAUGACGGCCAGAAGUCGCUCGAUGCAGUGGUUAAAUCGGCAAGCAAGGAGGCCAUCCAGUGGGGAUUGGCAGCCGGAGUCUACUCUGGGAUAACAUACGGUCUCAGAGAGGCCAGAGGACACCAUGACUGGAAGAACAGCGCAAUCGCAGGGGCGAUCGCCGGAGCGGCCGUCGCGCUGACAGGGGACAACGGGCACUCCGACCACGUCGUCCAUUUCGCCAUCACCGGAGCCGCACUAUCGAGCGCGGCGACCAUGCUCUCCGGCAUAUUCUAAGCCACGGAGCGCAUCGGGCUAGGGCCAAGAAAUUUGGAGCAGCUCUUGAAAUGUAGUAUUUCCCUUAAAAUUUCUCCAUGUACCUUUGACAGUUUGUGCACUCUGUCCCGUCUGCUAGCUCGCCCUGGAACCAAGCAAGUGCGAAUUUCGUUAGAAUUUCUGCUGUAAUGUUUGCUCACUCUGUUCUAUGUGUUCUAUCUAUGGCACUUGAGAAUGCUCAUGAGUUUGAGACCUUGAA